CUAUAAAGUUGUGAGUAGCAGAGUAUGCCCCUACUCGAUCGAGGAGUUCAAAGUCACGGUCAGCCUAUUGGAGGUCAGUCGGUGCAAGAACUUCUUCUUACUUGGUGAUCGUUUUGGAUAGGCAUCAAAAAUGUACAGGUUCAUACGUCAAGUUACCUUCCUGGUAGUGUUCCAGUUUUACUUUAGUGGCAUUGAAUCUGCUUAUUUCUUGAAGAGAUGUUCCAGGAGCGAUCCAAACUUCAACAUAUGCCUGCAGGAUUCUGCCAAUUACCUGAUAGCAAACAUGAGACGUGGAAUACCCGAAUUGGGACUUUAUGAACCAGAACCUAUUGUCAUUGACGAAAUCGGAAUAGCUUUGGGAGGUGGGCCUGAUGGGUAUCGGGCGACAUUCAAAAACAUCGAGGCUUACGGGGUCAGUAACACAACUGUUACGGCCGUAAGAUCUGACAUCGAUACAUACCAAUUUCAGUACACAAUGUACAUACCAAAGAUAUCUGCUAAGGCUCAAUAUCAAUCCAGUGGUAUUCUUAUUCUAGUCCAAGCCUCUGGUGGGGGAAAUUACUGGGGUGAAUAUGAGGGAAUCAAGGUCAAAGUGUAUAUUAAAGCUGCUCCUAGAUCAGUGAAUGGACGUUCUUACCUCAAAUUGCAACAGAUGAAGAUGGAUUUCAGCGUUAAAAAUAUUCAAAUGGGCGUCGAUAAUGUACAUAAUGGAAAUUCUGUUAUACAGGCUGCGUUGAACCUUUUCAUCAACUCCAACGCCCAGGAACUCCUCAAAGAGAUGAAACCCGAUCUGAAAAGGAAACUGUUGGAGUUAAUGUCGAGCUUCGUGGAAAAUUUGUUCAACAACAUACCAUUAGAUGCGUGGAUCUCGGAAUGAUCCAAGCUACCACUUAGUCACAGUGUUUCGAAUCGAAUACUGAAUUUGUUGAUAAUUAUUCUAGUUUUUAAGUAAUUUAUUGUUAUUUAGUAUUGUUGCAUGUUCUGUGUAUAUGUGAUUCAAGUGAAAAUUAAGGAGACAAACGAGAGGCUUAUUUAAAUGAAGGAAAGGAAGUUGAUAAUGAAAAAGAGAUGAUAUAUUAGUUUGGUAGUUGGAUUUAUAUAUUCAAUGUUUUAAUGUAUAUUGAAGUUAAUAUUUGUUGCCUUGAAAGUGAGAUGAGAUGAUUGUAGUUCAAUAUAAUUCAACCUCUUCUGAU
Coccinella septempunctata (seven-spotted ladybird) is the source of this 1193-nucleotide messenger RNA. RefSeq names its product protein takeout (gene Jhbp2). The coding region runs from base 131 to 877 and encodes 248 amino acids. The record is from RefSeq and is a predicted model, not a curated record. Lineage: Eukaryota; Metazoa; Arthropoda; Insecta; Coleoptera; Coccinellidae. The transcript has 5 exons.